Carassius auratus (goldfish) is the source of this 1671-nucleotide messenger RNA. RefSeq names its product CD302 antigen-like. NCBI's taxonomy places the organism in Eukaryota, Metazoa, Chordata, Actinopteri, Cypriniformes, Cyprinidae. The transcript is spliced from 6 exons. The record is from RefSeq and is a predicted model, not a curated record. The annotation marks the transcript as partial.
AGAGAGAGAGUGACGUGUUCCGCGCGCUCCCGUGAACGAUACCUUCGCUGUGCUGAAAACAUGGACUCCAGUUCUCGUCGUUUCUCGCUGUUUGACAUCGUUUUUCUCGUUCUAACGUGCCAUUUCGUGCAAGGAGAGGACUCUGCUGAAUGUCCUGGAGAUGGACGCAUGUGGUUGCCAUUCGGACUCAGCUGCUAUCACUUCGUCCAUGGAGAAGAGGACAUCGCCAAAAGCUACUACCUUCAAGAUGCGAAAGACAUGUGCAGAGGAUAUGAUCUCGUGACAGUAAAAAGUGCCGAGGAGAAUGACUUCAUUAUUAAGUACACCCCUUCUGUAUGGAAAAGCAGAAUGAGCAUCUGGCUUGGGAUGUACUACGACAGCGACAAAGAUGUCUUCAGGUGGCAUGAUGAUAACAGUGUGUUGAGCUACAGUAACUGGGAGGACGGCGGCUCUGACGACACUGAUCUGGUGCUCUUGGACACGUGUGUCGUUCUUCACUCCGAGACGGGGAAGUGGGAAAACGUCAGCUGCACGGAAGAGCCUGAGAACGGAGUAGUGUGUAAGACCAAGGCAGUCUGGAAACGUCCACCUAAGGGCAGUCCUCUUCUGUCAGCUCUGGUCAUCAUCAGCGUGGUGCUGAUUGUGCUCAUUUCUGCCGUGGUUUGGUUCAUUCACCAAAGAAACGACUCUGGUUCAUCCGUCCUCAACCUGAUGGAGUACCACCUGCCCUUCAGAUCCCCGUCCACCGAUCAGGCCGGUUUGAUCCAAGCUGAAGAAAUCGAGGCGGUGCCUUAGUGUUUUCAUCCAUGCCCGGGUGAGAAUAAUCAGCAGGGGUUUAUGGGAGAUUGUAAACUCACUGGUUCCUCCGUGGCGGUCCACGCAGAACAAAACAAGACCGUCUUGACUCAAAUGAUCUGUUUCUCUGAGAUGGGAAAAUACUGAUCUGUCUCAAUGCCAUGUGUGAAAUAAACCUAAAACAGUUGCUGGGAUUUUAUUACGCAGGAAAAUUAAGCACAUUGAUCUUUCCUUCUCCUUAUAUAUAUAUAGAUGUUGCAUGAUGAAAAUGGAUUAAAAAAUGUAAUGUAAAAAAUAGAAUUGUAUAUUAUGUUUAUAUUAUAAAAUGUGUAUAUAUAAUCUGAAAAAAUAAGAUGAAUAUAUGUUAUUUCUAAAAUUUUUAUUAAACAUUUAUAUUAUUAUAUACAUUUUCAUCACCAUCAUCUUGAAGUCAUAAAUCAGUUCAAGUCCUCAUCGCAGCUCCUAAAGCUUUGGAUUAUUUGUUAAUGUUUUAGGUGCCAAAUUUGUCUGUUUCUUUGUUUUGUAAGUUUUGUCAGAUUUCUUCCUGUGGAGGACCAGUAUUUAUUUCCUGGCUUUCUCAGCUGAAAAGGUUACAAAUAUGUGUUUGUCACUGUAUAUGCACAUCAAUUUUGUAAAUACAAAAAAUUAAUGAUUGCGAAUCACAAUUAUUAUUUUUUUUUUUUUUGUGAUGUUAUUGUUGUUUUUAUUUUUUGGAUUUGCCACUAACAGUCUUCUUUGUCUUUAUUGUUAUGAAUGAAUCCAAUUGUGAAAACAUUGAUUAAGGCUUUAUUUAUCCAUGCAUGAACAACAAGCCAUUUCUCAAAGAGAAACUAAUGAAGUCUUGGUUUUUUAUAAUGAAUAAAGAUUCGUCAAACA